Messenger RNA from Oppiella nova, 353 nucleotides. The record is from the annotation of a GenBank genome assembly. Lineage: Eukaryota; Metazoa; Arthropoda; Arachnida; Sarcoptiformes; Oppiidae.
CCUUUAUGUUCCUCGAGAUGGGCGCCAAUGUCAUCAACCAAACCAAUAUUCACGGCGACACUCCUCUCCACAUCGCCUCCCGAAGGGAUAACUACGAGUGUGUCGUGCUACUCCUCUCCCGGGGCGCAGACAUUACACUCAUGAAUAAGAAUAAUGAAUCUCCACUUCAGUGCGCGCCUAAAGACAGCGAAUCGGAGAUGGCUUUGAAAGUAAAUCAAGAAUUGAAAAGAUUUUCAGUGAGACGUCAACUCAAUAGUGAGAAACUAUUGCACAGAGAUUUGUCGAAAGGCAAGGAAUACUAUCAAAUACAAGUGGUUAAUGGGGUCGACAACGAGCCCUAUCCCAUCGAUUUC